UGUUCCCCAUUUAAAUAUGACUGUGCAUCCAAACAGGACUUGAGGCCCAGAUGGACUGCCCUGGAGUCUCUGCUGUGUGGUGCAUUUGCUGGAGCUGUGGCUAAAACCGCCAUUGCACCUCUGGAUAGGACUAAAAUCAUUUUUCAAGUGUCUUCAAAGAGAUUCUCAGCUAAGGAGGCGUUGCGACUCCUCUACUGUACUUACAUGAAGGAUGGGUUCCUCAGUCUUUGGAGAGGAAACUCUGCCACAAUGGUGCGGGUCAUGCCCUAUGCUGCCAUCCAGUUCUGCUCACAUGAACAGUAUAAAAGACUUUUGGGCAGCUACUGUGGCUUGCAGGGCAAAGCACUUCCACCUUUUCCUCGCUUCUUAGCUGGCUCUCUUGCCGGCACCACUGCUGCUAUGCUCACCUACCCUCUGGACCUGGUGCGUGCUAGGAUGGCAGUCACAGCUAAAGAAAUGUACAGCAACAUUCUUCAUGUUUUUGUUCGAAUAUCUCAAGAAGAAGGUGUCAGAACGCUUUAUAGAGGCUUCUCUCCCACAAUCCUUGGUGUGAUCCCGUAUGCUGGAAUUACAUUUUUCACUUAUGAAACCCUAAAAAAACUACACACAGAAAAGACCAGACGAUCACAGCCAUAUCCACAUGAGCGGUUGGCCUUUGGUGCAUGUGCAGGCUUGAUUGGUCAGUCGGCCUCAUAUCCACUGGACAUAGUGCGACGCCGUAUGCAGACAGCAGGGGUCACUGGAUCAUCCUAUUGCACCAUACUUGGGACAAUGAGAGCAAUAGUAACAAGUGAAGGAGUGGUACGUGGACUUUAUAAAGGCCUGAGCAUGAACUGGGUGAAAGGACCUAUUGCAGUGGGGAUUAGUUUCACCACCUUUGACAUAAUGCACAACCUCAUGUUCAAGAUGCAUCAGAUGGGCUUCUUCACACCUUGAAUCUUAGCAAAAACUACAGAUGCGACUCACACAAUGAUGCCGAAGUCUCCUGUACUUAUGACAUGAGGCUGCUCUGCCACGUACUCCUCUGUAUGGAUGGACUUGUAGCCAGAGGUCUGUUGGAGCUGUUCAGGCUGGAUAAACGCACAUGUAAGAUUCACUUUCUUUUGAGUGAGAUCUUACUCAGAAGUGGCUUUAAGUGACUGUAUUCACUUUCAAAAUCAGGGUAUAGAUAUAAGUGCAAAUAUGGUGGAUGGAUUUGAAAUGAUCUGUUUUAUGUGUUAUGUGCAUUAGAUUGUUUGCACUUACGUAUUUCAAUUACUCCCAUGUCAACUGAGAGAUCUUUUGGCAAAUCUUUUGUGGAAUGUAAGAAAUUUGUUUUUAUGUGAGAUUAUGUUCUAUAUGUUUAAAAAAGAAUUAUGAUUUGUAUUGCAAAAAUUGUUUUGCAAGAGUAUAACAGAAUGUAAGGAUUGACUGAAGGAGAAAGAUGUCUAAAGGCCCACACAAUUUCACUAUUCACUACAUCUGUGCUUGAGUGUGUGAGGAAAUCAAGAGGACGUAGUAUUAAUACACCUAAUCAGUUGUACUUACUAGUAUAUGUUUACAAAAAUAUACCAAAGUACUUAUCAAUGCAAUGCACAAAAUGAUAUUAUUUGUAAAUAAUGUUUAUUGGUUUGACACACUUCAACCACUCUAAAAAAAAAUAUGGACUUUGUUCUGUACGCUCAGCUGACCUUGCAAUAAAGUCAGUGUUCAUAAAAAUAUGUGCAG
Molecule: messenger RNA, 1707 nt
Organism: Boleophthalmus pectinirostris (great blue-spotted mudskipper)
Lineage: Eukaryota; Metazoa; Chordata; Actinopteri; Gobiiformes; Gobiidae
Product: mitochondrial coenzyme A transporter SLC25A42-like
Exons: 6
Biological process (GO): transmembrane transport
Cellular component (GO): mitochondrial inner membrane
Source: RefSeq, a predicted model, not a curated record